AUGGAUCUGCAUUGGAUUAGUUUGCUUCUCUUGGCUUUGCUCCUGACUCGGAAAAGCGGGCAACUAUUCUACGAUGAUCUGGGCGGCUUCCGGACAUUCGCACUGAUCGACAUCGAAAGCCAUUUCGAAGUUUUGACGAUCCCAGGUGUCGGCACUGCAUCUGUCGGGUCUGCCGAGCACGCAGCGCUGCAUGCAAUCUUGAGCGACACACGUGCCGGCGGACUCCCUUGGCUGCGACUACUGGUCUCCACCGAGGACACCCUCUCCGUGCAGGACUACAGCGCAGUGCAGCAGCCCCGUGACUCCUCGGAUGGCAUCGGCUUGGGUAGCACAAGCUCGGUGCCUCCUCCAGACAGCACCGACGAUGUGCUCUGCACUGGUCUGCUGAAGCACGUGUGCGACAAGGCCGCUUGUUAUGCUGAUGGCGCGAUGGCAUGGGACCGAGCUGCAAAAGCCACCAAGAGGAAGAUGGUCUUCUCACAUGCACAGCACAAGAACUCUGUCUUCACCCGCCCACUGGGACGCAAACCACGUCCCAAUGGGUCGUCCCUUGCAGGGACACAACAGAUAGAUAGGAUAUGGCAGCAUCCCAAAACAAUCUUCACAAAAAAAAGCAAGGAACACAAAAGCCCAUCAACCAGAAGGGUUUGUGGUCUUACCUUGACCAGUUCCAGUGGCGACGAGUCCAGAAGGAUCCGUAUGCUGCUUUGGCCGGCCUCUGCCAGGAGUGUAUAA
This is a messenger RNA of Symbiodinium sp. CCMP2592, 735 nucleotides long. The record is from the annotation of a GenBank genome assembly. NCBI's taxonomy places the organism in Eukaryota, Dinophyceae, Suessiales, Symbiodiniaceae.